This is a messenger RNA of Astyanax mexicanus (Mexican tetra), 3846 nucleotides long. RefSeq names its product collagen, type XXVIII, alpha 1b (gene col28a1b). The record is from RefSeq and is a predicted model, not a curated record. NCBI's taxonomy places the organism in Eukaryota, Metazoa, Chordata, Actinopteri, Characiformes, Acestrorhamphidae. Gene Ontology annotation, molecular function: serine-type endopeptidase inhibitor activity. The transcript has 36 exons. Bases 251 to 3754 code for a protein of 1167 amino acids.
UGUGGGAGUGUGCUGGACCCCACAGCAGCAGAGUUUGAGGAUGAGUGAUAAUCAGUGUGAGCAUGUGGCUGGAUCAUUAAUGGGGACGUUUACAUGUGUUUGCUUGAUCUAAACGAUGUAUGUGGACAGUGACUUGUGGACAGUGUUCGCUCACCUCUAAUCUUCAAAAAAGUCUGACACAGUGUAAGAUGUAUGUGGACAGUGACAUGUGGACAGUGUUCGCUCACCUCUAAUCUUCCUCAGUCCAGACAUGAAGGCAAACAUGUCCAGAGCGGCGCUCCUGUGCUUGGCACUGUUAAUCCUUUCACACACAGCCGGAGGCCAGAGGAGGAGGAAGUUCGAAAACAACUCGAACAACCUGACAACGAAGGAUGGGAACGUGCUGCUCUGUCCGCUGGAGAUAGUCUUCAUCCUGGACAGCUCGGAGAGUGCCAUGGACGUCCAAUUCGAUAAAGAGAAGGACUUUGUGAGCUCCUUCAGCCGGCAGGUCGUGAAGAUGCAGGUAUCCGGCUGGCACCUGCAGACGAGGCUGGCCGCCAUGCAGUACAGCAGCUCUGUGUCUGUCAUCCAGAGCUUUAACGGCUGGCAGGACCUGCCCACCUUCCUGGCACGAAUCAAUGCUGUGGACUACAUCGGCCAGGGCACGUACUCCUCCUACGCCAUCGGGAACGCCACCGAACUCUUCGUCCGAGAGACCAAAGAGGAAAACGUGAGGGUGGCUCUUCUGAUGAUGGACGGAGCAGACCAUCCCCGAAGCCCUGACAUCAUGGCGGCUGCCUCCGAGGCCAAGAGCCACAACAUCAAGCUCUUCACUAUCGGCCUGUCCAACAUGGUCCGGGGCAGCCACGGCAGCACCAGGAUGAGGGCCGUCGCCAGCUCCCCCGCACACCAGUUCGUCCACAGCCUCUAUGACCCGGACCUGGAAGAGCGACUCCUGCAGGAACUGGAAAAAGUGGCCAAUAAUGAAUGUCCGCGACUCAAAGUGUGCUUGUGUGAGAAAGGAGACAGAGGACCUCCUGGAAGCCCUGGUAAAAAAGGAGAACCAGGUUACGAAGGACUUCCCGGUCCAAAAGGUGCAAGGGGAGAAAUGGGGGCUCCGGGCCGAGCAGGAGUGGAGGGUCCUGAGGGACGGCCUGGGUUCAAAGGAGAUAAGGGUGACAGGGGAGAGUGUGGAGCUCCUGGAGAGAAAGGAGAUAAGGGACUUCAAGGACCUCUAGGACCACGAGGACCCAGAGGAGAACAGGGCCCCCAAGGUCUUCCAGGGGACCAAGGACCCGAGGGCCAGGAAGGUCCCAAAGGAGAUCGUGGACUUAUUGGUGCAACUGGACCACAAGGGGACACUGGCAUUGGAUUUCCUGGGCCUAAGGGGGACAAAGGAAACCAGGGACGACCAGGUCCUGUGGGUCCAGCUGGAGUCGGGGAACCAGGCCUGCUUGGACCACCAGGGCCCCCAGGACUUCAGGGGAUCCCUGGACCUGUAGGGGAGGGACUACCUGGACCAAAGGGGGAUCGGGGCUAUAGUGGUUCCACAGGAGCUCGGGGUCCUCCAGGUUAUGGCUCCAAGGGUGACAAGGGUACUAUAGGGCCUCCAGGGCCUCCUGGUCCAAUUGGAGCUACUGGGUUGGGGAUACAAGGAGAAAAGGGAAACCAGGGACCUGCAGGUCCUCCGGGACCCAGAGGGAUACCAGGGACAGGAAUCAUUGGAGAGAAGGGAGUCCGCGGCUUUCCCGGAGACCCAGGACCAACCGGAGAGAAAGGUGUUGGAGAGCCAGGUCCCAAGGGAGACCCAGGCUCCCAAGGUGUACCAGGUGAGCCAGGUGCUCCAGGAGAAGAUGGACCCAUGGGAUCAAAGGGUGAAUUGGGCUUUCCUGGCCCUAAAGGACAAGAGGGACCACCUGGGAAAGGACUUUCUGGAGAGAAGGGGGAUCGAGGAGAGAGAGGAACUAGAGGACUUCCAGGACCCAAGGGACCAGCGGGUCCAGUUGGGGCCAAGGGAAAGCCGGGGGGGUUUGGGCCUCCAGGAAUGAUUGGUGCCCCAGGGAGGGGUAUACCAGGGCCAAAGGGGGAUCCUGGACAACCUGGAGCUCCAGGACCUGUUGGAGAAACAGGGAUAGGGAUCCCUGGACCGAAGGGUGAAAGAGGACUGCCUGGACCUAUAGGAGCACCUGGGAUGAAGGGAGACGGCUACCCCGGGCCACCUGGACCCCCGGGACAGCCAGGACUGACGGGAGAGAUGGGGCCAGAGGGGAGAGGCCUGCCUGGACCAAAGGGAGAUCGAGGCCCUGCAGGUCCUCUUGGGCCAGUUGGACCGCCAAGUAUUGGACGGUUAGGCCCGAAGGGUUCUACUGGUCAGACUGGCCCACCUGGUCCUGCAGGGCUGCCAGGAGAGGGCAUCCAGGGACCGAAGGGGGAUCCUGGAUUCCCAGGAAUACAAGGACCUAGAGGACCUCCAGGGGAGGGCAUUCCUGGACAGAAGGGGGACCGCGGGUUCGCAGGAGAGAGAGGACGGAAGGGAGAUAAAGGAGGACAGGGAGACUCGGGAGAGUCCGGGCCUGUGGGUAGACCGGGGCAGAAGGGGGAGCCUGGUAUCACAAGGGAGGAAGUUAUCAAAUUAAUCAAAUCAAUUUGUGGUUGUGGAACGACGUGUCGAGUGAGCCCCCUGGAUCUGGUCUUUGUGAUCGACAGUUCUGAGAGCGUGGGUCCGGACAACUUCGACAUCAUCAAAGACUUUGUGAACGCCCUGAUCGACCGACUGACGGUCGGACCGAACAUGACCCGCGUCGGGGUGGUGCUCUACAGUGACAUAACCGUGGUGGUCAGCAGCUUGAACCAGCAGACCAGUCGUGACGAGCUGAAAGCGGCGGUGCGCCGCAUGACCUAUAUUGGAGAGGGAACCAACACGGGAACUGCCAUCGAUAAGGCCAAUCAGCUGUUCCGCUCGGCCCGCCCCGGGGUCAGGAGAGCGGCAGUGGUGAUAACGGACGGCCAGGUAAACAAGCGAGACGUGAUCAGGCUGGAGGAUCCUGUGCAGACCGCCCACUCGGAGGGCAUCGAGAUGUUUGUCAUUGGGGUGGUCAAUCAGAGCAACCAGUUCUACAGAGAAUUCAAGACAGAGCUGGACACCAUAGCGUCUGAUCCGGAUGAAGAACACGUCUUUCUUAUCAAUGACUUUAGGACACUUCCUGCGCUGGAGAAGAAGCUGUUGUCUAAGCUGUGUGAGAACUUUGAAGAGGAUCGGUUUGCUGGGACCAAUAUUAUCCCUGGAGCUUCUGAGAGCUUCUCUUAUGAUGGGGAAUCUUGGAGAAGACCAGGGCGUCCAACGUUUAAUGAAGACCUCAGUCGAUCACGCACAGAGUCAGCAGAUCCAGAGGAGCUGGAAGUGUUCCCAAAUUAUGAUCCCAGACCAGAGGAAGAAGAAGACCGCACCAGAGCGCCGUACUACCGAGAGGAGACACUAAACAGGAUGGAUGAUCUGUUGCGCUUCACAUACGGCCCAAAUCUAGAGCAACCAACACAGGGUCCGAUCCGGCAGACCACCCCUCAACCACCUCUUGUACUGGUUCAGGAUGAUUACAUUCAAGCGGAGGCCUGUCUGCAGCCGCUGGACCCCGGUCCGUGUCUGGAUUAUGUAGUGAAGUGGUUUUACGAACCCAAGGCCAAUUCUUGCGCCCAGUUCUGGUUUGGUGGUUGUCUUGGCAACGGGAACAAGUUUGAAACACAGCAGAGCUGCAGAAACACCUGCGUUAUAAGUUAAAUCAUCUCAGUGUUACUCAUAGUUAAUAAAAAGACAGAUGUAUCAUAAAGUUUAUAGAUUUAUAUUCCAAAAAAACUAUUUAAAAACUCAAA